AUGGGCCAGGAGGCUGACUUGUCACCGCCCUCAAACGCCCAGGCCGAGCAACGGGCUGUCGCAGCAGACGGGUUCUUCCGCACAGAGAACCGCUUCUCUCAGCUGCCAGCAGGAGAGGGCAGCCAUUUUGAUGCAGGAGAGCCGCGUAGCAGCAAUGGCGGCGAGGACCAAGAGGGCGACGACCAAGUCAGUAGCUAUAACGCAAUAGCUAGUGAAGACGCCGAAGAAGAAGAGCCUCCUAAGGAAGCAACAAGAGCCUCGGCGAGCGCGCCAUCAUAUAACCUGAUGCGUACUGAAGGUGCACAUUUUAAUGCCGCAAAGUUCCGACGGAGGGUCGAGCAGACGAUAUCCAGCGCCCCAGAUGCAAUUAAAUUUAUGCAGAAGCAGCACUCCGUCAACUUCGCCGCCCAGUCCAGGAAAGUUAACAAUAGCAGUUACGGAGAUGCCUGUGAUCAGCUGAUGCCGAAUUUCUUCCUCGACUUCCUUGCCAUUUUAGGGAAGCCUAAUGAAGCCGUCUCCAAAGCCACUGAUAGCCAUCCACUCUCUACCAUUGGCAUCUCUUUCAAGGAUUGGGCGGCUCCUUACUCUAGUAAACAUCUUAAGGCCGCCCUGUCCUUUAGCUUGACCGGACGCACAUUUAAGAUUGGAGCUGAUGGUUUGGGCAUGACGUGGUUUAUUAUCGUUGCUCCUGAUCCUAGGGGAGCGGUAUUUGGCGACGAUCGGAGGGGUGAGGAGGAGGAGGAGGAGGAGGAGGAAGGGUCAGGCAGCGGGCCAGAUCUGCCAGGCGGCCGGCCAGAACGUCGAAACGCAAGGGUAUCCGGGCCCGGGGAACGGGCUGUGCCAAAGGGAACUGCACUGAAGAGCUGGCGCGCGAAGAUACUUAUCAAGUACUUCCACAAGUGCGUCAGCAGCACCAUCUUGGGAAGGGGGAUCGAGGAGUCGUGGCGCCUAUGGAGCCAGGAGACGGCGCAGAUCUCACUGGGUGACUGGGCGGCCUUGCAGAAGGCACUCGUGUCUGGAUGGGGCGAGCUGGCGCUGGAGAUGAGUUCUCGUGAUAGGUUCUGGACCGGAACCCAGCUGGCCUUCCACGCAUACGGGUACGGCGGUAACGUUCUGAUCGACAUCAGUAACGGUCCGCCUAUUCCAGAGCUGGAGAGGACGCGGAGAGAUGAUGAUGACGAUGAUGAUGAUGACGAUGAUGAUGAUGACGGCGAUGGCACUGGCGAAGGCGAUAAUAACGAGCCCGACGACAAUGAGGACAACGGCGAUGAUAACUAUGGUGACGAUGACAUAAGGAUGCAAGAUGAUAUAACCAACGCCCGCAGCAGCGGUUUAGCUGAAUCUCAGCGAGAAGGCGGGGACUUGCACCAUGGUAGGGAGAGGGGAGGGAGUGCGGAUGCCGCAUCACCGGCCAACCAGCGCGAGGAAAGGGGAGAAUCUGGGAGGGACCCCGACGGCGGAGCGGCGAGGCUGAUACAUUACGCCGAAACCGCUCCCGGCCUACGCCAGCUGGGCUCGACGAUAGACGCCAUCUUCAACCUGAGCGCCAUAGACAGCAUAUCUUAUGCCCUCGCCGCCGAUAUCAACUGCCUCAGCAAUGGGGAGCCGAGCUGUCUGCUCGCGGACUUUAAAGAGGUCGACGAUCAGUAUAAAGACCGUAAGCUGGCGGGCCUCACGCACUAUUCGCUGGGCUUCCACCCCCGCCACGGCAACUUCACAUCCGGCCUGCCUCCGGACUUUAUAGACAACGCGCUGCGGACGGUGUGUUCCAAUAUGAGCUACGAGAACGACAACGCCGACAUAGUCACGGCCGGCUACUUCCAAGCCUAUUCGAACAUCAAGAAGACGGUGCGGUUCAACCCGCAAGAUCUCCUCGCGAGCCAGGCGAUUGCCACCGCCGCGCUUGCCCUGCCCGCCGCGGGGCCGGGCGUCACGCCCGCGGCGAAGAGGACGCAGCAGAGGCUGCUUGACCAGCUGAUGGGUGAGAACAGCCCAGAGGCCAGGUUCCGCACAAUCCCUUUUGCGCGGGAAGCGAGCCGGCUCGAGCAGUGCAUCGAGGAGGGGGAAUACGCCUUUAGGAUGGAGCAGGUCGUCACCGUCUCGGUGUCCCAGCUGCUCCCCGAGCACCGCACCAUGCCCAUGGUGCUGAGGCCCAUGACGCAGCUGAUCUGCUUCUUCCUCGUGGCGCAGAAGGAGUACACCCAGGUGCUCAGGGUGUUUGACACGGAGGCGUUUCCCGGAGUGCUGUGCGCAUACGCCAGGCUCUUCGAGCUCAUCGCGGCCUCGAUGCUCGCGCAGUUCCACCGCGGGGGAAAGACAGGGCUCCCGGUAGAGCUGGGAGAGGCGAUGGCGGCGGUUGACCGACUGGGGAGCUUCUGCUUCACCGGCGACAGGAGGGUGCUCCCAAGCACGACGUUUAGAUACCUGGGCACGAUGGAGAGCAUCAAGAACCAUGCUUUCCCCUACAUCGACCCGGGGAGGCUGAACAUGGCCGGCCAGGGCAGGAUGAAUCUGAAAAACUGGCCGGGCGUGCAGAACCGCCGAGUACACCUCCUGCAAGCUGCGUCCCUGCAGUACCACUACGGGAAGCAAGUGGCGGCCGGUCGCGAGUCCGAGGCCAGGGUGCAUCUGAUGUCGCGGGACGUCAAUGCGGCGGCGGAGUAUAUAGAGGAGGUCUUUCGAACUCACUUCGUGCCCGAGAUGCGCCAGUUCUUCUCGGGGAGGAUCCGGAAGCUUCUCCAGAAGCGGGGACGCAGCGUCACACUUCCUGAUGAUCAGCGGGAAAAGCUGAGAAAGGCCCGGCUGUGCCUCGACGACUGGGAGGUCGCAGGUCAGAAUGGGACAGCCGCAUUUGGCUCCGAGGUGUUCGGCAAUAUCGUGGAGGCAAUCAACGACGCCUUGGACGAGAGGCCGGCCCGGUCGAAGGAGGCGAUCACAAGCGAUAAGCUAGAGCAGGACAGAUACAUUGACCGCAUACUCGGGGCUCUCCAAAGAAGCAGCGACAUGGUGAUGGACAAGACUCUCAGCUCGAAGAACAUGACUUGGCUCGCCGUUCUGAGCUCUCUGUUUAAGCAGACAUACGAGAGGGAGAAGCCAGAUAAGUCAACGGAGCGGUGGCGGUUCUACAUUGGGUCGGCACUGCGAUGCAACCGCGUCGAAUGGGUUCUUGGGAACUCCCGCGGAACGAUUACGGCGACAAUUGCCGAGAGAGUGUUUCUGUCGAAGGAGAAGAGCUCGCUGGUCGGCUGGGCGAUGAGCCUACAUCCGGGGAGCCUCAAGCGGAGCGCGGUGAUGGCGGAGAUCGCGCGGGAGAGCAAGAGGCACAGGACCAAGGAGAGCCGCAUCGACUUCGGGUGCCAGUUCCCGCUCAGCGGCGGUCUCCCGGCAGAGCUCGAACGCGGAUUUCAGCAGCUGCAGGAGUAUUCGAAGCACAUGAAGGUGCCCAAGGCAGGGCUCACCAACCACUACAGGCAAGCGCAUCGCCUGCUGGAAGCGUACCAGGGAAAGCCCCAGGUUGAGCUCCUCUGCAUGCUGGCGCUGACGGUGGGCACGACAUCGGACAUGAUAGUGUACAACAUGCCCAAGGCAGACGCCGAAGGUGAAGUCGCCGGAUUUACAAUAGCCGACAGCAGGGUGAAGCACAAGAGAGGGGGGACGCGGGUGGCUCUGCUCGCUCUACGCAUGCUGUGGUUCCUCGAGCCAGGCGAGUUCGUGUGGAAGAAAGCCAAGGGGGCGCAGGAGAAGAAGAUGGAGGAGGCGACGAUGUAUAGCACGCAGUACGUGCGCGAGGCAACAGGUGAGACACAGGCCCCUACGCAACCUUUACUAUACGUGAGAGGAAACAACUGA
Molecule: messenger RNA, 3849 nt
Organism: Trichoderma gamsii
Lineage: Eukaryota; Fungi; Ascomycota; Sordariomycetes; Hypocreales; Hypocreaceae
Exons: 3
Coding region: 1-3849 (1282 amino acids)
Source: RefSeq, a predicted model, not a curated record